UUUUAAAGAAAUACCUGAAACACGCUGCUUUCUUGUGACGUCAUGGGAAAAUAUAAACCAGCCAACCUGUGGCCAAGAUAAUUGUGGACCUCCACUAGACUGGUUCAUCCUUAGGUACAAUUUCCAUAUGAAGGUGCAACAUUUAUAUGUCCAAAAAUGUAACCCAAGUGUAAAUGACCUGGGAAUGCCCAGUUAUUAAACUGUUCAGGCAGGAAACAGGUUCUGUGUCCCGGAGAUAAACGUGUUUAGAGAAAAUGUGUGCAUGAAACCCAAACAAAAGCAAAAAGCAGAAGAAGAUGCUGGGUACUGCUGGUAAGAGAUUACCAUUAUUUACACUGAAAGCCUGAGCACCAUUUCAACUUUAUGGGGUGGCAGUGUCAUAGGUGUGGGGGUUUCUUUCUGCAGGAGGGACAAAUGCACUUCACGAAAUAGUACCAAAUAAUCUUAGUAAUCCUGCUUGACGUAAAACAGGAAACGUUUUGUGUGAUUCAAUGCCAGACAGUUCAGUUCAUAUCCAAGCUGUUAAGAUUCUGACCUUGGAAAUUCCAAAACUGUCCACAUGGCGGCGGCAGAACACACCUGCAGUGACCUGCGCCCUGAAGGCAGAUAAAGCGACAACAGCGUGAAAAACUUUUAGCCAGUCCGACGAGAUUGUGCGCCUUGACGCACCGGCCAGACAUCCGCAGGAAUGGGAGCCAAGCAAACGCGUUCUGAGCACGAUCACCAGGAUCUGGUGGAAAAAACUGGAUUCUCAGUCGAGCAGAUCCAAAAUCUGCUCAAGCGAUUUCAGCAGCUGAGUGGAAAUGAAGAAACAAUAAGCCGAGAACACUUGAAGAGCAUACCAGCCCUUGCCAACAACCCCAUCAGAAUGCAAAUUAUCGAGGCGUUUUUUGAUAAAAGGAACCAGCAUGGGAAUGAGUUGGGAUCAUAUGAGGAGAUUGGCUUUGAGGAGUUCCUCAUGGUCAUGUCCCAUUUCCGUCCUCCAACUCUGACAACAACCACGGAGGAGAAGGAGACGAUGAGAAAAGAAAAGGUUCGCUUCCUGUUUAACAUGCACGACACAGAUGGUGAUGGCAAAAUCACACUGGCGGAGUACAGGAAGGUUGUCGAAGAGCUUCUGUCUAAAAGUGGCACCAUCGAGCAGGAGGCCGCUAAGGCGAUAGCAGAUGCUGCCAUGCUGGAGGUGGCGAGCACAAAUGUGCCCAACAUGGGACCAGAUGACUUCUAUGAAGGAAUUACAUUUGAACAUUUUGAACAGAUUUUAAAAGACCUUGAAAUGGAGUCCAGGAUGCACAUUCGCUUUCUGGAUGUGAACGCCACUAAAGUUCACUGUGGGAAAUGACCCAGUUGAAGGACUUGUUAUUCUAAAGAAUUCUUAAAGUUGCUGCUGUUUUUAGCAGAGCCAUCUGUGUCCUUAACAGGGGAAAAGCAAACAGAUUUUUUUCAUGCACUAACAUGUUUUUAAAAGACAAAAACAAUAAUUAUCUCACAACUGCAAUCUGCAUGUGAAUUAAAGGUUUAAAAACACUAAAAGUAUGUAUUUACAGAAAGAUAUUUGAUGUAUGUUGGUGUUAAGGUUUUAGCAUCUUUUAAGAGGCAGUUUAGAUAUUUCAACCCUCUUUUCAGACUUUUCUGAGCCUCUUUAUAUUUAUUAAUAUUUAAUACAAUCCCAGGAUGUCAAGUUGAGGUAAAGCUCUGCAAAAUGCCAGCAUGCAGCAUGAAGAUGAAUUCACUACAGGCACAGACCAUUCUUCCACAGAACCAGAAUAGACAGAUAAUUUAUGUUUUUACUGCUGAAACUGUGUAUAAUCUACCAUUACUGACAUAAGAUAAAAAUACACUAUUUUUGGUUAUUAUUGAAAUGAUUUAUUUUUCCCUCAUUUUAAAACACAAAUUUGAAAAUAAAAAUGGUAAAUAUCUGGA
Girardinichthys multiradiatus is the source of this 1923-nucleotide messenger RNA. RefSeq names its product tescalcin a (gene tesca). Bases 689 to 1342 code for a protein of 217 amino acids. The record is from RefSeq and is a predicted model, not a curated record. NCBI's taxonomy places the organism in Eukaryota, Metazoa, Chordata, Actinopteri, Cyprinodontiformes, Goodeidae. Gene Ontology annotation, molecular function: calcium ion binding. The transcript has 8 exons.